UCUUUCUUCCCCCAUCCGUCCAGCCAUCCAUCAAGCCAUUCAUCGCAGUGUGGACGCGUGCGACUCCCUUCCCUAGAAUUGACUGACUUGCCCUGCCCUGCCCUGCCGGCCUUCCCCAGCGAAAGAGAGAGAGGAGGAGCCAUGGCGCCGCGGAAGCUGUACGGGAUGCCGCUGUCGCCCAACGUGGUGCGCGUGGCCACCGUGCUCAACGAGAAGGGCCUCGACUUCGAGAUCGUCCCCGUCGACCUCCGCACCGGCGCCCACAAGACACCGGAAUUCCUCGCCCUCAACCCUUUCGGCCAGAUCCCUGCGUUGCAGGACGGAGAUGAAGUUCUCUACGAGUCCCGGGCCAUCAACCGGUACAUCGCUUCCAAGUACAAGUCGGAGGGCCCCGACCUGCUCCCGACCCCGUCGGCGAAGCUGGAGGUGUGGCUGGAGGUGGAGUCGCACCACUUCUACCCCAACGUGUCGCCGCUGGUGUUCCAGCUCCUCAUCAAGCCGCUCCUGGGCGGCGCCCCGGACCCCGUGGUCGUCGACAAGCACGCGCACCAGCUCGCCAAGGUGCUCGACGUCUACGAGGCGCACCUCGCCGGCAACAAGUACCUCGCCGGCGACGAGUUCUCGCUCGCCGACGCCAACCACAUGUCCUACCUCUUCUGCCUCAGCAAGACCCCCAAGGCGGGCCUCGUCGACGAGAGGCCCCACGUCAAGGCCUGGUGGGAGGACAUCGCCGCCCGCCCCGCCUUCAAGAAGACCGUCGCCGCCAUGCCCCUGCCGCCGCCGCCGCCAUCCCCCUGCCGCCGCCGCCGCCGUCCGCCUGAGCUCAAAGCUCAAUUAGCUAGGUGGUGGUACAUCAUCCGUUGAAUAAAAAUAAAAACUGCGCGUUGGAUUGGGUGUGCUCAAUUAUGUGAAAGAGCGCGGUGAUGUGGAAUUUGCCUUUAAUUUACUCCUCACUCCUCAGAUAUUAUUCUCUUCGUGCUGGCUUCUAGUAAUUGUUCGUGUGAUUAACGGUAUGCCAGGUGUUGUAGAGUUGAUCAUUUGGGAACUUCGAUGAUCGCCUUUUUUCCCCCCUUA
This is a messenger RNA of Panicum virgatum (switchgrass), 1074 nucleotides long. RefSeq names its product glutathione S-transferase 3-like. The transcript is spliced from 3 exons. Gene Ontology annotation, cellular component: cytoplasm. The coding region runs from base 142 to 864 and encodes 240 amino acids. The record is from RefSeq and is a predicted model, not a curated record. NCBI's taxonomy places the organism in Eukaryota, Viridiplantae, Streptophyta, Magnoliopsida, Poales, Poaceae. Gene Ontology annotation, molecular function: glutathione transferase activity; glutathione binding.